UCGGCUGAGGUGGUGGUGUCGCCGCCAUCGGCUGAGGUGGUGUCGCCGCCGUUGGCUAAGGUGGUGUCGCCGCCGUCGGCUGAGGUGGUGUCGUCACCGUCGGCUGAGGUGGUGGUGUCGUCACCGUCGGCUGAGGUGGUGGUGUCGCCGCCGUCGGCUGAGGUGGUGUCGUCACCGUCGGCUGAGGUGGUGGUGUCGUCACCGUCGGCUGAGGUGGUGGUGUCGCCGCCGUCGGCUGAGGUGGUGUCGCCGCCGUCGGCUGAGGUGGUGUCGCCGCCGUCGGCUGAGGUGGUGUCGCUGCCACCGACUGCGGUGGUUUCGCCCGUUCUGCUCUUAAUGUCCUUCACAGCGUCAUUAACAUUUUCCAAAGUCCCGGACACUUAUACGUCUGCCUCCUCGUCAUCCUCCGGAGGGACGGUGAUCCUCACAUCGUACUUGGCUUGUAGCUGCCGCAGACGCCGCUAGCGUUUACCUAUUAUGAGGUACCGGUUUUAGUGGGGCACCUUUACAUCGAUGGUUACCGUCUCUAAGUCGGCGUCGGAGUCGGUGUUGUCGCCGCCUUCGACUGCGGUGUUGUCGCCGCCGCCGACUGCGGUGGUGUCGCCGUCGCCGUCUGCGGUGGUGUCUCCGCCGUCGAAUGCGGUGUUGUCGCCGCCGCCGACUGCGGUGGUGUCGUCGCCGUCGCCGUCUGCGGUGGUGUCGCCGUCGCCGUCUGCGGUGGUGUCUCCGCCGUCGACUGCGGUGGUGUCGCCGUCGCCGUCUGCGGUGGUGUCGCCGUCGCCGUCUGCGGUGGUGUCGCCGUCGCCGUCUGCGGUGGUGUCGCCGUCGCCGUCUGCGGUGGUGUCGCCGUCGCCGUCGCCGUCUGCGGUGGUGUCGCCGUCGCCGUCUGCGGUGGUGUCGCCGUCGCCGUCUGCGGUGGUGUCGCCGUCGCCGUCUGCGGUGGUGUCGCCGUCGCCGUCUGCGGUGGUGUCGCCGUCGCCGUCUGCGGUGGUGUCGCCGUCGCCGUCUGCGGUGGUGUCGCCGUCGCCGUCUGCGGUGGUGUCGCCGUCGCCGUCUGCGGUGGUGUGCGCCGUCGCCGUCUGCGGUGGUGUCGCCGUCGCCGUCUGCGGUGGUGUCGCCGCCGCCGACUGCGGUGGUGUCGCCGCCGCCGACUGCGGUGGUGUCGCCGCCGCCGACUGCGGUGGUGUCGCCGCCGCCGACUGCGGUGGUGUCGCCGCCGCCGACUGCGGUGGUGUCGCCGCCGCCGACUGCGGUGGUGUCGCCGCCGCCGACUGCGGUGGUGUCGCCGCCGCCGACUGCGGUGGUGUCGCCGCCGCCGACUGCGGUGGUGUGGCCGCCGGUUGA
Molecule: messenger RNA, 1344 nt
Organism: Procambarus clarkii (red swamp crayfish)
Lineage: Eukaryota; Metazoa; Arthropoda; Malacostraca; Decapoda; Cambaridae
Source: RefSeq, a predicted model, not a curated record